This is a messenger RNA of Caenorhabditis briggsae, 606 nucleotides long. RefSeq names its product Protein CBR-YKT-6 (gene Cbr-ykt-6). Gene Ontology annotation, biological process: endoplasmic reticulum to Golgi vesicle-mediated transport. Lineage: Eukaryota; Metazoa; Nematoda; Chromadorea; Rhabditida; Rhabditidae. The record is from RefSeq and is a predicted model, not a curated record. Gene Ontology annotation, cellular component: membrane; Golgi apparatus. Bases 1 to 606 code for a protein of 201 amino acids. The transcript has 3 exons. Gene Ontology annotation, molecular function: SNAP receptor activity.
AUGAAGUUGUACUCGAUCCACGUGCUUCACAAGGAUCCCACCACUGCCAACGUUCGAAUCUUCAAAUCGGAAUCUGACUUGUCGUCGUUCAGUUAUUUCCAACGAUCGUCCGUUCAGGAAUUCAUGACGUUCAGUUCGAAAUUGAUUGUUGAGAGAAGUGGUCUGGGAACAAGAAGUUCUGUCAAGGAAAACGAGUAUCUGCUCCACUGUUACGUCCGAAACGACGGUCUAUCAGCAGUCUGUGUAGCGGAUUUGGAAUAUCAACAACGUGUGGCAAUGAGCUUCUUGGGACGAGUUCUCGAUGAUUUCACUAACAAAGUUCCAGCCGCGCAAUGGGCAGGAAUCCAAAAAGAGAAGGACUGCUCUUAUGUUGGCCUCCGCGAGCUUCUGGAGAGAUGGCAGAAUCCACGCGAAGCCGACCCAAUGACACGAGUCCAAGAAGAAGUCGAGGAGACGAAGAUGGUGAUGCACAACACAAUUCAAUCAGUUCUGGAUCGUGGAGAGAAGUUGGACGACUUGGUCAAAAAAUCGGAAAAUCUGUCGGAUCAGUCGAAAAUGUUCUACACGUCGGCAAGAAAGAUGAACAAGUGCUGCAAUUAUGUCUAA